Messenger RNA from Gracilinanus agilis (Agile Gracile Mouse Opossum), 2927 nucleotides. RefSeq names its product PMS1 homolog 2, mismatch repair system component (gene PMS2). Bases 72 to 2675 code for a protein of 867 amino acids. Gene Ontology annotation, cellular component: MutLalpha complex. Gene Ontology annotation, molecular function: ATP hydrolysis activity; mismatched DNA binding; ATP-dependent DNA damage sensor activity. NCBI's taxonomy places the organism in Eukaryota, Metazoa, Chordata, Mammalia, Didelphimorphia, Didelphidae. The transcript has 15 exons. Gene Ontology annotation, biological process: mismatch repair. The record is from RefSeq and is a predicted model, not a curated record.
GGCUGGGAGUCAAUGCUGCCGAAGCGGGAAAUUCUUUAAACCAGCCCUGGCUGGAUCGGAUCUGAGUAUUCAUGGAGGGGCCGAGUACAGAAAUUGCUAAAGCCAUCAAACCUAUAGAUUGUAAGUCUAUCCAUCGGAUUUGCUCAGGACAAGUGGUGCUGAAUCUAUCUACUGCUGUGAAGGAGCUACUAGAAAAUAGUGUGGAUGCUGGAGCCACUAAUAUUGACUUAAAGCUUAAAGAGUAUGGAGCUGAUCUUAUUGAAGUUUCAGACAAUGGUCUUGGAGUAGAAAAAGAAAAUUUCGAAGGCUUGACUCUGAAACAUCAUACUUCCAAGAUACAAGAUUUCUCUGAUCUAACACAUGUUGAAACAUUUGGCUUUCGAGGAGAGGCUCUGAGCUCACUUUGUGCAUUGAGUGAUGUUAUGAUCUCAACUUGUCAUAAAUCUGCUACAAUUGGAACUCGACUGGUCUUUGAUCACAAUGGGAAAAUUGUUCAAAAGAUUCCUUAUCCCCGACCUCAAGGAACAACUGUCAGUGUACAGCAGUUGUUUUCUACUCUUCCUGUGCGAUAUAAAGAAUUUCAACGCAAUAUUAAAAAGGAGUUCACCAAAAUGGUACAGGUAUUACAAGCAUACUGUAUCAUUUCAACAGGUAUUCGAAUAAACUGCACCAAUCAGGUCGGACAAGGAAAACGACAGACUAUUAUAGGCACAAAUGGAAAUUCCACAGUAAAGGAAAAUAUUGGAGCUGUGUUUGGACAAAAACAGUUGCAAAGCCUCAUUCCCUUUGUUCAGCUGCCCCCUAGUGAAUCAAUUUGUGAAGAGUUUGGCAUUAACUAUAAUGAUGCACUACAUAAUCUCUUUAGUAUUUCAGGUUUUGUUUCCCGUUCUGACCAUGGUGUUGGAAGGAGUACAACAGAAAGACAGUUUUUCUUUAUCAAUCAACGGCCUUGUGACCCUGCAAAGAUUUCCAGACUAGUGAAUGAAGUCUACCAUUUAUAUAAUCGGCACCAGUAUCCAUUUGUUGUGCUUAACAUUUCAGUCGAUUCUGAGUGCGUGGAUAUCAAUGUAACCCCGGACAAAAGGCAAAUUUUAUUACAGGAAGAAAAAUUUUUGUUGGCUGUACUAAAAACAUCUUUGAUAGGAAUGUUUGAUAGUGGUGUUAACAAACUUACUGUCAACCAGAAGCCACUAUUGGACAGUGGAGGUAAUUUAUUAAAGAUGUAUUCAACAGAAAUGGAAAAAACACUUCCAGAAAAGAAGAAUCUCAUCUCACUACAUACUAAAGGAGAAGAAAAAAGAACAUUAACUAUUUCCAGACUACGAGAAGCAUUUUCCCUUCAACAUACAACAGAACAGAGUUUUCAGAGUCUGAAAACUCAUAAACCACAGGACUCUCCAAGACAAAGAAAUCCUUGGUCAUUUUGUAGCACUUCAAGUCCUGUAAACGCUUCCAAACCAAUUUCUGGCAAAGAUUGUCGCAGUCAAGAGAUGGUGGAGCCAACUCCAUGCAUACAUAGCAGUAUGAGUCCAAAGCCAGUAAACACUGACAAAGAUUCAGGACACAGUAGCACUUUUACACAGUCUAAUGAAGGUUCUAGCACUCUGGAGAAAGGUGCCCAUGUUGGCAGGGAAUGUGUUACAAGUUCACCUAGGGAAGAUUACACAUUUUCAAAAGAAAAUGUUGAAACUUUUAAGAAACUACCAGGACCUGACAGUCAAUUUUCAAUCUCAAAAAGUUGUUUGGAAGAAAAAAAUAUUGAGAAUGUCUUCAUAAAUUUGUCUCCUCCAAGCACUAGCUCACCAUCAAAAGAGAAGCGAUUUAAAAAGGAAGUGUCUUCUUUAAAUUUCAGUGUUCCCCCAAAGGUGAUGAAUGCUGAGGAACUUUCAGCUUCUCAGGUGGACAUAGCCAUUAAAGUUACUAAAAAAGAGGUGCUUCUUGACUUUUCUAUGAUUUCUUUAACCAAAAGGCUGCAACAGCUACAGCAGCAGGAAAAACAAAGGGUAAAGGCACAGAAUUACAGAAGAUUUAGGGCAAAAAUAAGCCCUGGAGAAAAUCAAGCUGCAGAAGAUGAACUAAGAAAAGAGAUAAGUAAAGAUAUGUUUGCAGAAAUGGAGAUCAUUGGUCAAUUUAACUUGGGAUUUAUAAUAACCAAACUGAAUGCAGAUCUCUUCAUUAUUGAUCAACAUGCGACAGAUGAAAAAUACAACUUUGAGAUGUUACAAUUGCACACUGUUCUGCAAGGGCAAAGGCUUAUAAUACCUCAGGCUCUCAAUUUAACUGCUGUCAAUGAAGCCAUACUAAUAGAAAAUCUGGAAAUAUUUAGAAAGAAUGGUUUUGAUUUUAUCAUAGAUGAACUUGCUCCAGUCACAGAAAGGGUUAAGUUGAUUUCCUUGCCAACUAGUAAAAAUUGGACUUUUGGACCACAAGACAUAGACGAGAUGAUCUUCAUGUUAAGUGAUUGUCCUGGUGUCAUGUGCAGACCCUCUCGAGUCAGGCAGAUGUUUGCCUCAAGGGCAUGUAGAAAAUCUGUCAUGAUUGGAACUGCACUUAACAAGAAUGAAAUGAAGAAACUGAUCACUCAUAUGGGUGAAAUUGAGCAUCCCUGGAAUUGCCCCCAUGGAAGGCCAACUAUGAGGCACAUAGCUAGUUUAAACAUGAUUUCUCAAGAUUAAUGAAUAAUUGAGCAUAAAAUUAUUCUCAUUUUGUAGAAUUGUGGAUUUUAUCAUGGAUUUUCCUAAUUUUGAAGGCAAAAAUUUAACUUUUUUGUUUUAAAAAUCAGUGUGUUACAUUAUUUUCCAUGUACAUUUAACGUUUAUCUUGAGCUUUGCUUGCAAAAUUUCUUGUUCUUAACUGCUUUUUAAAAUAUAUAUAUACAUAUGUAUAGCCAAGAACAUAUUUUGAGAAAUAAAGAGCAUACUUCAGCA